Aaosphaeria arxii CBS 175.79 is the source of this 1481-nucleotide messenger RNA. RefSeq lists its product as uncharacterized. Bases 133 to 1350 code for a protein of 405 amino acids. The transcript is spliced from 3 exons. The record is from RefSeq and is a predicted model, not a curated record. Gene Ontology annotation, biological process: regulation of DNA-templated transcription. NCBI's taxonomy places the organism in Eukaryota, Fungi, Ascomycota, Dothideomycetes, Pleosporales. Gene Ontology annotation, molecular function: DNA-binding transcription factor activity.
CCGACGCUACCUACGACCUCGAUGAGUAAAGCAACGCCGUCACUUCCUUUUCGCGUUCUCGCAUUAUCUAGGUACCACGUCACCGAAUGUCUUGAAGAUAGUUAAAAGAAAAGGCCUCAAAAGCAAUACACGAUGGUCGAAGCAAUGACUGACGCGCCCGUGUCUCGCAAGAGAGGCCGGCCACGAACUGUGACAGACGAUCAGCGAGUUCUCGAGAGACGACGGAUGCAGCUUCGCGUCGCGCAGCAAGCAUACCGCAAGAGAAAAGAGACGACGAUCGCUACGCUGCAAUCUCGCGUACAGGAACUCGAGUCGGGUAUCGAAGAGCUCAGUGAGUCGUUUCUGUCCUUCAGUAAUCUUAUGAUCGAGACUGGGAUUCUCGAAAAUCAGCCUCAUGUCACAGCUGCUCUGCAAAAUAUCACACAGCAAUGCGUGUCGCUGGCCAAAAGCGGCUGCGACAAUGCCAAAGAAGCAUCUGUAGCCCGAGCGGACGUGCCAUCAUCGACGUCUCCCACGCUCAGCGAUACCCAAGAUAUAAUCUCAAAUGACGAUCCGCUCAUAACGCAACUUGCUUCAUUGCCCAUAAUCGGUGACGCUUUCCAGUCCUCGUCGGACCUCGCGGAUCCAUGGCCUGGACUAUCACAACUACCCCCCACGCCGCCCUCCCAAGAACAAGCAAUUCUACCACUCGGAAGAGUAUUGCCGUCGCCAAUUGUCACCUUCUCAUCUAUCCCUAGCCUUGCCUUGAAUUUUCCGGUCAUAGGUUCGCCUCCAAAUCUCUCAAAGCAAAGGCGCUGGCCACUCUCAUACCGUCUGGUCCUACAAUGCUGCGAGAUUGGAUACCAUCUAUUACUAGGCUCAUCUGGAGACGAUCCAAGGGCCAAAGCAAUCUUCGGAAAACGAUUGGCCAUGGAUGAGCGCAACCGCUUGAUGUCCGGAUUCAUCGCUGUCAUGCACGACGAAGUAGGAGACGUGAUCGAGUUGCGAACAGAUGUUCUCGAUUCAAGGAGGAAGAGCUACUCGCCCGAACAACUCGCUGUUUCCACUCGAACGUGGCAGACUGUCAUUGAAUCGGGUGCUGACGAGUGGAUGGACGCGAUUGGUGUGCAAAGGCUGCUACAGGAGCGAGGGAUUCGUUCUUGUAUUCAGAACCCGAGCUCGCCCUUCUGCGGUUCCUGGUUCCAUUCGGCUCCGCAGCUCAACCUAGCGAGCUUCAUUAAAUAUCUUUCCCUCUGCUCUAUCUGUCUCGGUCGUGGACCAGCAUUCCGAAAGCGCGAUGUUGAGAAUGCGAUUCGCCUUGCAACCAUUAAUGAUUCUUGGGAUUUUAAUCCUGUCUGCGAAAUACCCUGAACUAUGUGUAAUAGCAAUUAUUGUCUAUGAUAGAGAAAACCUCUGUUCACUUUGCAUGAUGCGGCGAAUAGAAGUGGGACCCCGCCGUGGAGUUGAGAAAGCCCUUCCAGUACAUAUGUUUCCUAUCUCCA